GCUGGUGGGGUUUGGCAGGGCUGGUUUGGGCUUAGCUUCCGCUGCGGGUACCUUCCAUGUUUCUUCACAAGUAUGAAUGGCUUCAACAACAAAGAAGGACAAGGUCUUUGUUUGAUUGUUCUUUCAUUGCAUUGUGAUGCAUGAAGUUUGGUGAUGAUUGCUUCAACAAGCGCAGGACAAAGGGCGGAAUGUGCUGCGUUCAGGCCCCUUUACUAUGAGAUCAGGUUUCGCAGAUGGAAAGAAUAUAAGGAGACAUCAUGACACCAAUCUACCUGGUCAUCAUGCUCGUCACUAUAUGGAAACUGACCUCUCCCGGCUGGUUAGCACAUUUCUUAUACCCAAGAUGUCCGCUUCGCUUUGUGGUCUCAGUACUCACUCAGGUUUUGCAGAGGGUGUCUCGCAAGGGACGAGUGGUCCAGGACAAAGAGUUUCUCUCCAGACUGACCUCUGGGAAGUGGUAACAAACUUCCUGGAGAAGAACAACCUGAUCGUCUUCUCUGGGUCUCGUCGCGGUGUUCUCAACGCUGUGAGCCACAAGCGCUGUUCUGCUUGUCAGGAUCAGCUCCUGACUCCACAGGAGGUAUAUGGCAAUCACGCAGCGGCCGCUGCUGAUGAGAACGCCAGGCUCAUGGUCUUCAAUCUGCGCCCCGUGGAGAAUGCUGCCUGGGCAAUUGAGCGUGGCGCGGUGAGUGAGAAUCAGGUAGAUGACUAUGCUGACAAGCUGGCCAAUGCCGUGACCGUGAGUGGAUUGUCGAUUUUGUCACUGGCCGUUCUUCGGGGAAGAAAGGACGUGGCGAAUGUUCUUCUGAAGCAUCGCGCGGACCCUACUUACGGAGGCGAAAAUGCUGACUUGAAGCCCUUGGACUAUAUCAGAUCCCCCUUUCAUCCAACCGACUCAGCAGGAGACCCAGCAAGGAUCAAGGCCGCCAAGACAAUGGUGGAAACACUGAUCACCCGCGGAGCGACCUUCACCCAGAAGGGGCCCUGGGAUAUCAUUCUGUGGACUCGACGCGUCGACCUCAUCUGCGAGGCGGUCCGGAAUGGUGUGGAUCUCCUCAGUCUGCGCUGGGAGAGCCAGGGCGUAAGUCUGAGCCCGCUGACCGCUAUCCUCCAUCACCCGGCCCUGCCCGAAGAAAAGGUCCGCGAGGAGGUCCUGCGGGAGAUCCUGCAGGCCGCGCCCAGAUUGAUGGACAUCACCGACGGCGGGGGACGCACCGUCAUCCACCAAGCCGUGCAAGCCCACCGGUGGAAUCUAACGCAAGCCCUGCUCCGGUUCCCAUCCACGACAUGGCCGAUCGCCAACGACGGGCAGAGCGCGUUGACCAUCGCCAUCGCCCACGGUAAGACAAAACUGAUCGCGGGUCUGUUGGACCGCCCCGAGUACAAACUAGACUUCAUGCACGACGUCGACUCCAUGCCCCUGUGGCGUCAUGUCAACAGCCCCACUCAGGAGUCCUCCCCGCUGAUGGUGGCCGUCGCAAAGGCGGCCGAGUGCCCCAGAGCCCUUUAUACGCUGGCCACCCACCCGCGCAUGUGUAUCCCCACAAACGUGCCCGAUCGCCUCAACGUCCGACAUCUGGCGCUGGAGCUGGGGAUGGAGGUCGGCCUUGGUCUGCGCUAUGUCGCGCUGAUCAAAGCCAUCCCCUAGCGGUGCGAUUAUGACGAGGGAGAAACUUGCACUAGGGCCGAGUAAAUAAUCUACUACAAUUGAUCUAAUCAAAGUUCCCUUUCGACAAACACAGACACAGUACAAAACUCGCUUUAUCAACAUACCCCCA
Molecule: messenger RNA, 1778 nt
Organism: Aspergillus brunneoviolaceus CBS 621.78
Lineage: Eukaryota; Fungi; Ascomycota; Eurotiomycetes; Eurotiales; Aspergillaceae
Exons: 1
Coding region: 215-1648 (477 amino acids)
Molecular function (GO): protein binding
Source: RefSeq, a predicted model, not a curated record